AUGCACGCAUUUCGGUUCACCUCAAAAACCGCUGUGCACGCUUGCCGCUCUCCAUUCCCCCCAGGCAAGGGCAUCAACGUGGUCUUCAACUCGGCCUUCCAGUCCGUGUCAGCAUUCGCCAACGCGGGGUUCGGACUAAUGGACGAGAACCUCAUUCCCUUCCAGCGCAAUGUGCCGUACCUGCUGGUCGUGGCCGUGCUGAUCCUGGUGGGCAACACCAUGUACGCCCCCAUGCUCCGUGGCGUGCUGGCACUACUCCAUUCAACCAGCAAGAAGGACAGCAGCCGAUGGCACAUAACCAAGUACCUGUUGGACCAUCCGCGCAAGUGCUACACGCAGCUCUUCCCACACAAGCAGACGCUCUGGCUGCUGCUCACAAUCGUCACAUUCAACACCAUCCAGGCUUUCUUUAUUAUGGCUCUCGACUGGAACUCCCAGGCCUUUGAAGGGCUCGGAGGUGGGUACCGAUUCUUCGACAGCUGGAUGCAGUCUGUGAGCACGCGCAACGCGGGCUACUCCAUUGUCAACAUCUCCUACCUCACAGCUGCCACCAACUUCCUCUUUUGUGGUUUCAUGUACAUGGCGGUCUACCCGGUCUUUCUCACACGUCAGUCCUCCCGAGAGCAGCGCGACGUGCAAGACUCGGACGACCUAGCUGUCUUCUCAGAGGACCUGCAUGGGGGCGUGCUUGACUCCUCCGUGCUGGCGCAGGGCCGGCACCUGGUGGCACAGGACUCGGUGUACCUGUUUGUCUCGGUCUUCCUCAUCUGCGUCAUCCAGAACGGGGAAUUCAACUCCGACCCAGCCAACUGGACUGUCUUCAAAGUGAUUUUUGAGAUUAUUAGUGCCUACGGCAACGUGGGACUGUCUCUGGGAAACAGCUGCCCCACCAGCAACCCCGACUGCACAGACGCGCCGCCCUACAGCUUUUCAGGCUCGUGGUCAGUGCUCUCUAAGCUAAUAGUCAUCCUCGUGAUGCUGCUGGGGCGCCACAGAGGGCUACCAGACAACAUCGACGCCGCCAUUGUCAUUCCGCCGCCCAAGCAGUUCCAGCGCCGGCCUGCCCAGCGAAUCACAGAGGAUCCCGCUGUGCUGCUCACACGGGCACUCACAAUGACCAAGUCUCAGCCCAGCUCUCUCAUGCGCCGCAUCUCCUCGCUGCAUGUUACUCAAUCAACUCCUGGAGCCGUGCCAUCUUCAGUGCCCUCGUCCGUUCCUUCAGAAGUGCCAUAUCGGGUUCACACUAGCUAA
Messenger RNA from Closterium sp. NIES-65, 1251 nucleotides. Lineage: Eukaryota; Viridiplantae; Streptophyta; Zygnematophyceae; Desmidiales; Closteriaceae. The record is from the annotation of a GenBank genome assembly.